Chondrus crispus (carragheen) is the source of this 1201-nucleotide messenger RNA. RefSeq lists its product as hypothetical. NCBI's taxonomy places the organism in Eukaryota, Rhodophyta, Florideophyceae, Gigartinales, Gigartinaceae. Bases 1 to 291 code for a protein of 96 amino acids. The transcript is spliced from 2 exons. The record is from RefSeq and is a predicted model, not a curated record.
AUGUCUACUUCUACCCCUGUCCGGUCAGUCUUAGCUCCAUCCACAUUUCCCGUGAGCUCUCCUUAUCAACUCGAUUUCUCCCAUUCCAUUUGUGCCCGGACUAACUCACGACCUCCUUCUCAUCAACCUUGCUCCUCCUCUACAGAACCCGCUUCCGCCACUGUUCGAAUCCCAAACCAACAACCCUCAACUCUUGCGCAAUAUGUCUGCUGCCGAAACCGCCGCACCAGCCCCGUGGCCUUCCCCACCUCAGUCCGCUCCGGCCCCAGAAUCCGCUCCGCAUACAGCUGACGAUUGCUCUUCUGAAGGGCCUUUGCGAAGCCUUGCACAAAAGGCCUAUACAACAAAUAUUGUCCGCCGCGCCCGCCAGGGAGUCCCUUCUUUUGCGGAGCCUGCCGUGUCUCGCACAGCCAACACUGCUGACGUAGUUUUGACACAUGUCGAUGGCAGUCUCACGGCAGCCCAUAAAACACUUACUACCGACGAGGGCAAGGCUCUGCGUUCCGCCGCCGUCCAGUUCUGGAACGCGCUUUACGUGUUUGUCGCCAUGCUCGCCAUGGCUGCGCUACGUCAAGCCGAAGGCCUUCUCAGCAUCCACUAUGAUGACCAACCUGACGGUCAACUGCCGAAGCCACAGACUCGUGUCGUCGAAGUCUUUAAGGUUGCUGGUGGCAAGAUAAAGACAAGAUUUGAGAGGAGAGAAAGAGAAGUGCAAGGCACCGGCGAAGCAGAGAUCUACAAGAAGGCCAAAUUCGUUGGUGGUAUUUCUCUUGCAGUUCUCACAUGUGUUAUCACUGCGCUCACCAAGUAUUCCGGUCCCGCGAAAGAGUACAUUGUUCCGGCCGCGGAGCAGGCCGUUUCUGUCCUGCCGGACGAUCCAUCUCAUGAAAGUCAAGGAAAUGAAGCGGUAGACGACACGACGUCCGAUGGUGCAGUCUCCGGCCCAGAUCCCGAUGCCCCAUCUAGCCCUCUAGUGGAGGACUCUACGUCGUGACCUCUACAUGGGCGUGUGGGCCUACACAUCUCUGCUAUAAGACGAUAGCCAAUGUGUGCGAUUGCAGCAGUCGACUGAAGAAUUAGUUUGCUUAGUCACCACACAUACGUGCAAUGACUCCGCUAGUGCUUUCCACCAGUAGCUAGUCGUAAACCUCAUAGAAACGCUUUUAUUGCAAUUGUACAACAGAUGAACUUCAUAGCUCCG